AUGGCUGCGGCACGCGCCCUCGCCGCCCGUCGGCUGCUUCGCGUUCCCGGGCCGGCGAUUGCCAGGGCAUUCACUGCAGGUGCUUUUAGCCUCCCACGCACUGCAGCACCAGCAGUUUUGUGUCGCCACUUCUCCGGUCACCCGGACUUCGCCCCGCAGAGCAACAUCGCCGGGGCGGAAGAUAACAAAGUGCAGGAUAUGCUGAAGCAGCUGGUCUCAGAAAACAAGGUGGUGCUUUUCAUGAAAGGCAAUCCAGACAUGCCGCAGUGCGGCUUCUCCCGCGCAGUUGCACAGGCGCUGGCAGAUGAGGGCUUCUCUGACUACGCCUAUGUUGACGUGCUGAAAUAUCCCGAGGUGCGCGAAGGCGUCAAGAAGUUCUCAGAUUGGCCUACGAUCCCGCAGCUGUAUGUGGACGCCGAGUUCAUUGGCGGUUGCGACAUUGUCAUGCAGAUGCACAAAGAGGGGGAGCUCUCAAAAAUUUUGCCCAAGGCGAAGGAGUCCGCGUGA
Messenger RNA from Symbiodinium sp. CCMP2456, 507 nucleotides. The record is from the annotation of a GenBank genome assembly. NCBI's taxonomy places the organism in Eukaryota, Dinophyceae, Suessiales, Symbiodiniaceae.